Molecule: messenger RNA, 1761 nt
Organism: Choloepus didactylus (southern two-toed sloth)
Lineage: Eukaryota; Metazoa; Chordata; Mammalia; Pilosa; Megalonychidae
Gene: SPG21
Product: SPG21 abhydrolase domain containing, maspardin
Exons: 9
Coding region: 209-1135 (308 amino acids)
Cellular component (GO): cytosol; trans-Golgi network transport vesicle
Molecular function (GO): CD4 receptor binding
Source: RefSeq, a predicted model, not a curated record
UGUGACUGUGAAUGUGGCCCUGAGUGGGCCGGUCCAUGUGAUCGUGCACGUGAUUGCUUUUCUGUGUGUCUGUCUGUCUGUCUGCCUGCCUGUCUGUCUCCGAGGCGGAGCCAGGGCUCAUGAGGGUCGUGUGUGACUCUUCCUUUGUGUGGCUGCCACCGUUGGGACUGGGUGAGGUUGGCUGGGUUAACUUCCAUUUCAGCUAAUCAUGGGAGAGAUUAAAGUCUCUCCCGAUUAUAACUGGUUUAGAAGUACAGUUCCUCUUAAAAAGAUUAUCGUAGAUGAUGAUGACAGUAAGAUAUGGUCACUCUAUGAUGCCGGCCCCAGAAGUAUCAGGUGUCCACUCAUAUUUCUGCCCCCUGUGAGUGGAACUGCGGAUGUAUUUUUCCGGCAGAUUUUGGCUCUGACUGGAUGGGGGUACCGGGUUAUAGCUUUACAGUAUCCAGUUUAUUGGGACCUUCUUGAAUUCUGUGAUGGAUUCAGAAAACUUUUAGACCAUCUACAAUUAGAUAAAGUUCAUCUUUUUGGGGCUUCCCUGGGAGGUUUUUUGGCCCAGAAGUUUGCUGAAUACACUCAUAAGUCUCCCAGAGUCCAUUCCCUCAUCCUCUGCAAUUCCUUCAGUGACACCUCUAUCUUUAACCAAACUUGGACUGCAAACAGCUUUUGGCUGAUGCCAGCUUUUAUGCUCAAAAAAAUAGUCCUUGGAAAUUUCUCAUCUGGGCCAGUGGACCCUAUAAUGGCUGAUGCCAUCGAUUUCAUGGUGGACAGGCUGGAAAGUUUGGGUCAGAGUGAACUGGCUUCAAGACUUACCCUGAAUUGUCAAAAUUCUUACGUGGAGCCUCAUAAAAUUCGGGACAUCCCUGUAACCAUUAUGGAUGUGUUUGACCAGAGUGCCCUUUCAACCGAAGCAAAAGAAGAAAUGUACAAACUCUACCCUAAUGCCCGGAGAGCUCACCUGAAAACAGGGGGCAAUUUCCCAUACCUGUGCCGAAGUGCAGAGGUGAAUCUUUAUGUACAGAUACAUUUGCUGCAGUUCCACGGAACCAAAUACGCGGCCAUUGACCCGUCGAUGGUCAGUGCCGAGGAGCUCGAGGUGCAGAAAGGUAACCUCGGCAUCAGCCAGGAGGAGCAGUAGUUUGGCUUCCCCGGUAAUGAGGAGUGGCCCAGCGUGUUCUUGUACAGUCGGCGACGUCAGUGCUGUCUGUUUGGGCUAUCUGGGCUCCCCGGUUAGCCAGUGUUUUGGAAGUAGGACUGACUGUCAUCUUACGGGUGCCAGUUCUCCUAAGCCAGUGUAACGGUUUCCUCUGCAGUUUUUGUUAGCUUUUGAAUUUGAAGAAACACUUUUGAAGACAUUCAUUUUAAGAAUUGUGACAAUUUUGCUACCAAAAGUCUUCACCACUGUGUUCUUAAGUGAAGGUUAAUUUCUGAGGUUUGGAAUCUUGUUGGGGGUUUUCCCUUUUCUUUUCCUUUCUUUUCUUUUCUCUACUCUUCAUUCUAUUGUCUUUCUCUGUCCUUCUUUUUCUUUCUUUCUUUUCGUUAUUUGCUGUAAAUGCUGCAUAUUCAAUUGUGUAUUAGGAGGACACUGAUUAUUUCUGUUUCCUUGGUUAUAACCAUUAUCAGAGUGCCAAGGCUCUCUCCUCACUGUUUGCCCUCCUAUAAUUCAACUACUUUUGAUUUCUAAUUAAGCAAAUUGUUAUGAGUUUUAGUUUUUGUCUUCCUAGCCAUUACAAUCAUUUGGAAUAAAAAUUCAUUUUCAGUGAA